Phytophthora nicotianae INRA-310 is the source of this 1098-nucleotide messenger RNA. Its product is annotated as U6 snRNA-associated Sm-like protein LSm6. The transcript has 2 exons. Lineage: Eukaryota; Oomycota; Peronosporomycetes; Peronosporales; Peronosporaceae. Gene Ontology annotation, cellular component: U6 snRNP; U4/U6 x U5 tri-snRNP complex; sno(s)RNA-containing ribonucleoprotein complex. Gene Ontology annotation, biological process: mRNA splicing, via spliceosome; maturation of SSU-rRNA. Gene Ontology annotation, molecular function: RNA binding. The record is from RefSeq and is a predicted model, not a curated record. The coding region runs from base 59 to 310 and encodes 83 amino acids.
AUUUGAAACCAAUAAAACGUUUUAUCAAAACUCCCCAUUUUUUUCACAACGGAUAAGUAUGGCGGAGCAGGAGCAACACGCGAGCAACAAGAAGACGCCGUCCGACUUCCUCAAGGGCGUACUAGGCCGUCCCGUGGAUGUGAAGCUCAACAACGGCGUGGAGUACAAGGGCGUGCUGGCCUGCCUGGACGGCUUCAUGAAUAUUGCUAUGGAACAGACGCAGGAGUAUCAAAAUGGGCAGCUGAAGGCGCAGUACGGCGACUGCUUCAUUCGUGGCAACAACGUGUUGUACAUUUCGGCGUCCAAGUAAUCACGAUGGAGCAGGUCUCGUGCUCUGAUGGAGGUAGCUGUAUCAAAGCAAAUACAACGACGUCUGUCAUGAGCAAAAGGAAAUUGUAGUACUUGCCUCUACAUUGUUGUGAUGGUGUGUGGAGAUUGAGUCAACAUUCCUCAACUUUCUUCAUCUGAUACACAUUUACAAGUGCAAAAUCCGCUAAAGUUUUUCACUACUACAAUUUCUGGUUAUAUGUACCAGUACACUCUUUCUUACUUUGACCAAAAGGACGAAGCGUUCACGCUCAAUGUUGGCAAUUGAGUUGGCUCCAGACGCUCCUCAAUUUUUUUCACACAGCCACGGUGACACAUCCGAAGUUCCUCGAAAGUUGAAAAUGGAGAAUCCUCCACCUCCAACUUCUGGAGUUUUGUAGGAGGAGAACAUCGACAUGCACCGGAGAUCACCGAGUCUGCUAGACUUUUGUGCAAGCGCGGUUGCAUGAGAGAAAAGAAGCUUCCGCCUCGACCUGCUUGUGAGCCAUUGCACGCCUUGGAGCACGGGAACCCCUCCAUAUUUAGGUCGCCGAAGGUCACGUACGCGUUGCUAUCCGCAUGACCAAAGCGAGGUGUUGUCAGCCCCCACUUCGCUGUAAGAUGGAUGCACAGCAAUUCUGUUAGCAGUCUAUUAAACUGCACGAUGUAUCGACUUCUUACCGUGAUUCCCGUCUGGAACGCGACCUCCAACCAGUUGCCAAGUCAAGUUGGUGCUGCCAUCGCUCAUGUGCCAGCUGCAAGCAUCAAAAACAAGAUUAAGUUAUAACUGUA